AUGUACUCGAGGCAGCACACCCCCCCUUCGUCCUACGGCUCCUAUUGCCAGGACGCUCAGACCUCCUUCGAGGCCCCUUCGGGUUACCUGACGCCCGAUGCUUCUCCGGAGUGCGGUCUUGCCACCGCGCCCACUCCGGCAAGAUCGCCCGUCCGUCAGCAUGGCCCUCUCUUGUUGCCCAAGAUCCGGUCGCAGGAUCAGACCACUGAGCCCUCGACUUCUGGCCCCAUCAGGCACCGCCGGACGGCGUCUGCGGCCAGCGGCAUCUCCAACUACAACCCCUACGCGCGUCCUUCGUCUGUGGGUCGCCGCUCGACCAGCCCCCUCAGCAACGCUUCGUAUGGCUCCCCCGCCCCCUCCAUGUUCGACUUCGGCUCUGGCCUGAACUCCCCCAUCAACCUCUCGCGCCGUCCUUCCAUGGCAACCCACUCCCGCUCUCACUCGGCCCACUCGGUCUCUGGUGUCCGGUCCCACUCUCGCUCUAGCUCUGCUACUAGCAUCGACGAGAGCGUCAUCAACCGCUAUGGCUACCCCACCUACCGCAACCUGCCGAACUAUGUCACCCAGAGCUCGGCGGCUCAGGCGGCUUCGUACAACCUGGCAACGGCCAUGCCCAUGAACACCUUCCCCCUUCAGACCACCACUUCUUUCGAGGACCAGGUCCCUGCUGUUGCCCCUCCCGUCCAGCAGCCCAUGGCUGCUGAGCUCCAGUACGGUGCCUUCGACCAGCCCGCCUCUACCACCACCCUUCUGGACUACCUCACCAGCGCCAACCCUUCUCCCGCUCUCGUCCAGCGCGUCACCACUGGUGCUCGCAACCUGACCGGCAGCCACUACUGGUGGGACAUCCGCAACCUCCGCAGCUGGGAUGACUUCAACAUCGAGACCAUCAGCUCCAUCCCCGGACUGAUGCCUCUCCUCCAGAUCCCUAUUGAUGCCAUGUCCCUUCCCACCCCUCCCAAGGCCAACAUGAUGCCCGAGAGCGAGUCUGCCCUUCACGACAUCAUCCGUGAUUACUACGGCACCAAGGUCAGCGCCGCUCUCAACAUCGCCCAGGGCAACACCCACAUGUCUCUUCGUUCCCGCAAGGGUCUUCCCACCAACCAGACCCCCGUCGACUUCGUUUCCAACUACCAGACCGACUACGAGAAGACCAUCUACGGUGACCAGCGCGGCCGUGUCGUCGGAAUCGUCAAGUCGUACGACCAGUGGAACACUGGCAUGCGCUCCGAGGCACCCAACAAGCAGGUCUACUACCUGGCUGGCCUUGCCCACCUGCACCGCGUUAUGCGCGAGCACGGUUGCCGCUACGGAUUCAUCAUGACCGAGAUCGAGAUGCUUUGCGUCCGCUGCGGUGGUGACCCCUCCAACCCUGGUCAGACCAUGGACACUGCCACCGUCAGCUCUGACGCCGGCUCUGGUGUGCCGCUCUUCGGCUACCUCGAGCUCAGCGCUCCCAUCCAGAUCUCCAACAGCGGCCUCCGCGUCGACUCGGAGACUGGCGAGCAGACCCCCCAGAUGACUGCCGGUCUGGCUCUCUGGUACCUGCACAUGCUGGCCAAGGAGAACCCGCUCCCUGGCAUCCACGGCAGCUGGCGCAUGGAGGUUGGUGGCCCCGCUGCCCUCACCCGCCAGCACUGCCAGGAGAAGGACGCGUGGAUUCCCAAGCCCAACCUCAGCGAGAAGCGCGAGGCCAAGCGCCUGCGCGGCUGGGUGUUCCCGGACGAGCCGCUCAACAGGAAGGAGCUGGGCAAGAGCAAGAGGUCGAGGUCGAGCAGGUAA
Messenger RNA from Diplodia corticola, 1782 nucleotides. RefSeq names its product sialidase-like protein. The coding region runs from base 1 to 1782 and encodes 593 amino acids. NCBI's taxonomy places the organism in Eukaryota, Fungi, Ascomycota, Dothideomycetes, Botryosphaeriales, Botryosphaeriaceae. The transcript has a single exon. The record is from RefSeq and is a predicted model, not a curated record.